Messenger RNA from Symbiodinium natans, 2679 nucleotides. NCBI's taxonomy places the organism in Eukaryota, Dinophyceae, Suessiales, Symbiodiniaceae. The record is from the annotation of a GenBank genome assembly.
AUGGCAGCACAUGGGUCCCCACGUGGCUCCCCACGUGUGCACGACUUGUGCCCAUCGCUUGACUCAACCAAGUCUCCAAACGAUCGUAACAGUUAUCGUCUCAUCCGCUUGGACAGUGGCGUCGAAGCGCUUUUGAUCUCCAGCUCUGACGAAAACAAGCAGAAGUCCGCUUGUGCUUGUAGCGUGCAGGCGGGCUCCUUCAGUGAUCCCAUGAAGUGUCAGGGUCUGGCGCAUUACUGUGAACACAUGGUUUUUCUGGGAAGCAAAAGGUAUCCGGGCGAGUCGCAGUUUGAGGAGUUCCUUUCCGAGAACGGAGGAGAGUCCAAUGCCUAUACGGAGUGUGAGUACACUUGCCUAUACUUCGAGGUCAACCGGAAGGCAUUGCACCAAGCACUCCACAUGUUCGCCGAGCUUCUUCACGAGCCUCUCUUCACUCCAGAUGCAUCUUCGAGGGAGCUCCAGGCCAUCGAGUCUGAGUUCCAGAAGAAGCGGAGAAGCGACCGCGUCCGCGCGGAGACCCUCUUUGCCAGCUUCGCUUCCCAGGGGCAUCCUUGGAGGAUCUUUGGCUGGGGCAACUUGCAGAGCCUCGACGCAGACCCCAAAGCGCAGGGCAUCGACCUUCACGCAGAGCUUGGUGAAUUCUUCCGUCAUCACUACAAGGCUUGCAGAAUGCGGCUCAGCGUGUUUGGGGUUGAAAGCCUGGACUCACUAGAGUCUGCUGUUGCAAACGCCUUCUCCGUGAUUCCACCGUCUUUUGGUGAGCAGCUGGACUUUGCAUCCCACGGCCUUCCUCUGCACAGCAAGGACUUGCCGCGGCUGGUGAGGGUACGACCGAUCUCUGACGGGCACGUGCUUUGGAUGAGCUGGCAACUUCCUUCACAACUCGGACAUUACCAGAGUAAGCCAGCAAGCUAUCUCAGCAGUCUGAUAGGAGAUGAAGGUCAUGGCUCGAUCCUCUCGCUUUUGAAAGACAGGGGCUGGGCCACGGACCUCACGGCAGGCGCCGGUGGUGAUAACUUCACCAACAGCAGCAAUUCCAUGAUCUUCAGUGUUGAAAUCACGUUGACGGUCAACGGGCUCACCAAUUGGACGGAGGUCGCGACAACUGUUUUCCAGUACUUGGACGUGCUCAAAGGUGAUUUGCCAUCCUACCUCUACGAGGAGAAGAAGCAGAUGGCAGAAUGCUCUUUCAGGUUCUUGCAAGAGAAGGAUCCCGGUGACAUGGUGAUUGACAUGAGUGAACGCAUGCUUCCAUUGUACAAGCAUCAGGCAGAUCAUCUGCUUACGGGACCCUGGAUGUAUGCUGAUUUCAGGGAGGACCUCGUGAGGUCCAUCUUGACGUCGCUUUCUGCUCGUGGUUGUUUCUUCAUGCUGAUGAGCAGCUCCUAUGGCAGAGCAGGUGGUUUGGAGCCUACCGAUGCUACCACUACUUCAGACAGCCAGCAAGGUGACGAUGAAGCACGCGGCGUCGAUCCGGGCUUUGCCGAGCUGGCUGGCUGCAAGCCACAAGUGGAGCCAUACUUUGGAACCGAGUACUGGGACUGUCGGAUUGAGGACACGACUCUAUCGAGGUGGGAAACCUUGAACGCCAUGGAGAAGAUGCAUGUUCCGCCUCCAAACCAAUUUAUCGCUACCGACUUCUCUAUUUUGAAGCAGAACGUGGAGAAGGAAGAGGAGUUGGCCUGCCGACCAAGCAUCUACACGGGCUUCCCAUCAAUACAGAGGUUGCUGCCAUCUCCUCAAUGCCUGGAAGACGUCCGCGCAGGCCUGAAGUUGUGGCACGUGCCUUGCGCAGCCCACUUCAAGCAGCCUCGCAGCCAAGUGUCCGUGAAGAUGCACUCGCCAUACUAUGCCCUUGACGCAAACAAUGUGCGAAAAGGGGUGUUGCUGGAACUCUACAUUCUGUGUUUCAAUGACAGCUUGAACGAGAUGCUGUACGCGGCUGGCAAGGCGAGGCUGCACUGUGCGGUCAGUAGCUCUCCAACCCAUGGCUUGACGAUACGAGCGGGAGGCUUCAGUCAGAAGCUGCUGUGCCUGGUUGAGAGCACCUUACGUGCUCGAAAGCUUGAGGAGUAUGCUACACGCUUCGACCGCUUUCAAGCAAUGCAUGAGGCCCUGCUGAGGAGCUACAAGAAUGAAUGGUUGAAGCCACAAGUGCAUUGUUCAGAUCUUCGCAAGCUGCUGCUGAUGCCAUCAAUGCCCAGACCUGCGAUGAAGGAGGCGCAGCUGAGCACAUGUGGUUCGGAGCAGCUCAUGGAUUUUGCCCAGAACUUCAACUCCGAGAUGGGGUGUGAGCUGUUGGUGUCUGGAAACACACCGAAAGACACAUUUCUCGACUGGGCCACGGCAGUCUUUGAUGGCUACACGUUGGCACCACAGACAAAAGUUGAGGUGGACGUGGUACAACUUCCAGUGGGAUCGGCAACGGUGUGGAUGCAGACCGCAGUCGACACUACGCAGUCAAACUCUGCAGUUGAGAUUUAUUUUCAGUUGCCGGGGCGUGAUGCGUGGCAUUGGCAGGAGGACCAGGCUCGGGUCAGGGUGCUUCUGGCUUUGCUGGAAGAUGUCAUGUAUGAGAGCCUAUUCGAUGAGUUGCGAACGAAGCAGCAACUUGGGUACAGCGUGGGAUGCAGCCUACGGGACUCUUUUGGCGUGCCAGGUCUGCGACUGAGAAUUUAA